GUGAGCUGGUGGAAUAAAGAAAUUCGCUAUAAGUUUUUAUUUAUUACAGCUGCGUGGGGUGUUUGCGAAAAAGUAAAAUGAGAAAUUUGAAAUUUUAUUGCCAAUAGCUCAUUUCUCCAGACGUUCUGAUACAAACAAAACUGAAAGUUUGCAUUUGCAACUGUGCAGGUUUUCACUAAGAAGUUAUAGUGUUUUUUUUCGCAGAUGGCAGUCACUCCGGAAAGCACUCCGCCGAAGAUAAGAUGUUUCUUCGAUAUCACUCUGGGUGGGUUACCUGCCGGAAGGGUUGUUUUCGAGUUGCAUCCAGAGAUAGCCCCGAAAACAUGCGAAAAUUUUCGUGCGCUCUGUACUGGAGAGAAAGGAAUUGGUGAAAAAACCGGCAAACCACUCCAUUAUAAGGGAAUCAUUUUUCACCGCGUCGUGAAAGAUUUCAUGGUACAGUCAGGUGAUUUUUCUAAUAGUAAUGGAACUGGAGGAGAAUCUAUUUACGGCGGCACAUUCGACGAUGAAGCUUUUAUUUUGAAGCAUGACAAACCGUUUCUUCUCUCUAUGGCUAACCGUGGAAAGAAUACAAACGGCUCUCAAUUUUUCAUUACAACGCAACCUGCCCCUCAUCUUGAUAAUGUACACGUUGUCUUCGGACACGUAGUUUCUGGUCAUGAUUUGGUGCGACAACUGGAACAAUUGCCUGUAGAUCGAAACUCCCGUCCCCUUCAAGACGCUGUCGUUACCAACUGCGGGGAAUUGAUAAGACAAGUUAAAGAAAAGAAGAAAAAGAAAUCCAAGCCGAGUACAACCGAUGAAUCCGAAGUAGAAGGAUCCAAAAAACGUAAAAAAGAAAAAAAGAAAAAGAAAGAUAAAAAAUCAAAAGAUGACAAAGAAAAUGGUAGCAACCUCGAAGAAGGAGAAUUGAAAGAUGAUGGUGAAGUGCAUCCUUUGACGACAAUCACUAAAAUAAACCCCAGUGAAAUUCCAGAUGUAUCAAACAGAUAUCUAAUGCGAGCUGGUGGUAACCAAAGACAAAAUCACGGAAGCAGUGAUGAGGAUGACGACGAGAAUGGCGAUCACAGUCGUAGAAGAGAGAGGGAUAGACCUCGAGAACAACGUAAUUUUGGGUGGUCUAAACGACGCGUUCCCGUGUCAAAAAGUGGAAGAAUUUUUAAAGGACGUGGAAACUUUCGAUAUCGAACACCUUCCCGUUCUCGUUCUCGAUCACGAAGCCUUACACCAAUUCAUUGGAAAGUUGCGCAAAAACGCACCAUAAAAAUGACGGACUUGGAAAAGAUGGAAGAGGAUAAGCGGCUGCGUGAAGCUGAAAUCAGACGCCGAGAAGCUAAGCGCAGAAUACGUCACGAUGAAUUAGCUAAGGAUGCAUCAAAAAAAUCAUUUUUCGAACUAAACCAGUUGAAAGAACCAGCGUCCGAUAAAAUCGAUGGUGACGGUGCUUUUGAUAGAAAUGAAGAAAAUGUAAUUAAUAAACCAAUAGAUAUGAAUGCUUUAGAUUACGAGCAUCAAGGAACGGGAUCAGAUUUAGACGGAGAUGAAACAUCUAGAAACCCACGACAUGAAUCAAUCGCUAAAGCAUUCGGAUUACAUUCAAGAAAAGAAUACAACAGUCGAGGAAAACAAGAACUUUCAGAUAAAGAGAUUGUUGAAGAUGAAUUUGAAGAUCGACAAGAAAAUCAGAGUCGCGAUAGAACUCAUGCUAAAUUACGUGAAACAAGACGAAACGAACCUAUAUCAGCUGUUUCUAGGAGUCGUUCAAGGGAGCGUAAGAAACAUUUCUCUAGAAGUCACUCAAUUGAUCACCGACGUGAAUACAGACAUCAUUCACCAAUGCCUUAUAGAAGUGCUAAUAGGAACCAAUAUGUGGGACGAUGGUAUAAUCCGAGACGAGGAUUUUUCUCCCCACGUGGUAGAGGCGGGCGCUUUGAUCGCUCCCAACGUUCUAGAAGUUAUGAACGCCGAAGAUCCAGCACACGAUACCGGAGAAAUCGUUCACGAUCUAAAAGGUCCCGAUCUGACGAACGCAGUAGUAAAAGUCGAUCUAAAUCACCACGUCGAACUAAGGAAUAUCGUCAUACCAAAUCCCGAUCUAGAUCUGCACCUCGGAAAUCAUACAGGGCUUCAAGUCCACAGCAGAAACAAAUUAAAGUUGAUGUUAACGUACCUAUAAAAAAAGAAGCCACCGAAGAAGAAAAAAUACGUCUACAAAAAGAAAAAAUGUUGAAGCGUGCAGAAACGUUGCUGCUUUUGAAAAAUCACAUGGAAAAAGAAAUCGAAGAGCAACAACGGAAGGCCAGAGAAAAACAAAAGUUGAAGGAAGAGAGAGAAAAACUGGAGGCUGCAUUAGAACUUGCUCAGCUAGAAAAACUCAAGAAAGAGACAAUAGAAAAGUUACAUGCGCAUGACAGCAUGAAACUGGUUGCAGCACAUAAAAUUCUUGAAACAGUUGUAUCAACCGUAAAAGGUAAAACUAGUAGCAGUAUAUUAAACAAAGUAAAACAACGCCGCAAGCGGAACACAUCUAGUUCAUCGGCUUCUUCAGGUUCAUCCGGUGAUGAUAAAACUCGCAAGAGAAAAAAAGAGAAAAAGAAAAAAAGCCGACGCCAUUCGACUUCUUCAUCUUCGUCAUCCAAUUAAAUGACUAAGAAUAAAUAUGUAUCGAGCUACUUACAGUUUCAAUUGCCAUGAUUUGAUAAAAAGUAAAUAAAACACUACCCCCUAUUCAA
Molecule: messenger RNA, 2732 nt
Organism: Wyeomyia smithii (pitcher-plant mosquito)
Lineage: Eukaryota; Metazoa; Arthropoda; Insecta; Diptera; Culicidae
Gene: Moca-cyp
Product: peptidyl-prolyl cis-trans isomerase G
Exons: 10
Coding region: 205-2643 (812 amino acids)
Biological process (GO): protein peptidyl-prolyl isomerization
Cellular component (GO): intracellular membrane-bounded organelle
Molecular function (GO): peptidyl-prolyl cis-trans isomerase activity
Source: RefSeq, a predicted model, not a curated record